AUGGCUUCGGCCGUAAAAAUCCGGUAUGUUUACGAGACAUCAUUUUUCGAUGGACGAAGCGAUUGGUGGCCAUCUGAGCCGGACAACCCACCAGAAGAAGUUGAUUCAGCCGUGAAUCAUCCGAUCGUGCGUAAAAUUCAGCAGGCCGUCAUCCGAGCCAGAAAAGCGGUGACGUCCAGUAUGAACAGCAAUCCAAAUAUUGACAUGACUGGUCAUUCGGAGCCGGACAGAAGCUCGUUACAGCUACAACGUUCCAACAUUUCCAGUUUGCAAACGAGUAUUUGCAGUCUGGACGAUGCCGCCCAAGACCUUGACGGCCGGUUGAUCUUGAAUCGUUCGCGAUCGCUGCAGCAAACGCAUCAUUUGUUUCACUCGGUCGAUUCGCACCAUAAUUACCAUCAUCAUCAUCACCGUGGAUUCUCGCUCCACCUGUCGCCAAAACAAAGGACCAAAAUUAGCGAGGCCGUCCUGUCUCCCAUUUCCGACAAGUCGGAAAAUGAGACGAGUCAAAUGUUGACGACAACAACCGUUCCUAUCACGUCAUCGUCCGCUGUUCCAUUCGAGUUCCACGCGUCCGCAAGGCGACGCCCUCAAUCUCUUUUCUCUAACAUCAUCAGCGGCAGGCCCGGCGGAAGUGCUGCGGGGUUCAAUGGCUCUGACAGUGGUAUCUCCAUAUCAGCCAACUCGUUGGUUACGAACGACUCUCACGAAGCUCUUCAACCGCUGAACAAACCGCCGCUCCAUCUCUCACUCGACAAUAGUCAAGAAUUUUUGUCGUCUUCAUCAUCCGAGCCACCGGAAGAGAAUUUACCUUUUCUCAUGCCUAAAUUGCGCCGCGGGACCAACAACAACACGGGCAUCUUCAAGCCGCAAACGGGCGCUCCAAUCCGUCAGCUUUCACUCACGCUGCCUUUCCCACCACCGUUGCAGAGCCUUCCGUUCGUAGCACCUGCUGUCGGUUUUAAGGAUUUAGUCGACGAUACAAUUCCUCUUGAAAUUCAAAGUUGGUAUCACGGGUCCAUCACGCGACGGGAUGCAGAAAAACGACUGAGACCAGCGCCGGCGGGCUCGUUCCUCGUUCGUGACUCGUUGGCCAGCCACGACGACUACUUUCUAGCCGCCAGAGGUGAAAAUGGAUUUCUGCACGUUCGUAUUUGCUGCAACACUCGGGAUGACGAUGCGAACAAAGAUUUCACGCUGAUCACCUUGCCUGAACGUCGUUUCGAGUCGGUGGCAGCGGUGGUCAAUCAUUGUGCCAAUAUCGGUGUAUACAGCCGACAUCUUCCGCCCGCCAUCCUCAAAUAUCCGUUGAAUGAAGAAUCUGUUUGAAUUUUCAUGCGCACUCGAGCAUUUUAUGAUUUAUACCAUUAUUCAUGCGUAGCGGUAGCCAUUUUUUUAGCAAC
Molecule: messenger RNA, 1403 nt
Organism: Daphnia carinata
Lineage: Eukaryota; Metazoa; Arthropoda; Branchiopoda; Diplostraca; Daphniidae
Exons: 4
Coding region: 1-1329 (442 amino acids)
Molecular function (GO): phosphotyrosine residue binding
Source: RefSeq, a predicted model, not a curated record